AUGAUUCUGGAUAACUUCGAAUACAAAUUACAAUAUCGUACAGCAACUAGAAGUAUAUGGAGGUGCAAUCAAUCUAACAAGACUUGUCUAUGCAAAGCAAAGUUUAUGUCGUUUGGCAGAAGUAUUCGCAUCAAAUCAGUGGCACAUACUCAUGGACCAACAUUUCGCGGAGAUCAUAGUGAAUUGAAUUCCCAAUUUGUGACUAUAGAGUUUGGAGAUUUUUAUAAAGAUCGGAAGUAG
Molecule: messenger RNA, 240 nt
Organism: Ceutorhynchus assimilis (cabbage seed weevil)
Lineage: Eukaryota; Metazoa; Arthropoda; Insecta; Coleoptera; Curculionidae
Source: the annotation of a GenBank genome assembly